Microplitis mediator is the source of this 2004-nucleotide messenger RNA. Its product is annotated as farnesol dehydrogenase-like. The transcript has 5 exons. The record is from RefSeq and is a predicted model, not a curated record. Lineage: Eukaryota; Metazoa; Arthropoda; Insecta; Hymenoptera; Braconidae. The coding region runs from base 9 to 749 and encodes 246 amino acids.
CAAACAUAAUGGAACGGUGGUCUGGUAAAGUUGCAAUAGUAACCGGAGCAAGUUCUGGUAUUGGCGCCGUGAUUUCCCGUGAACUUGUAGCGAAUGGUUUAAAUGUCGUCGGUGUUUCAAAUCAAGAAGACCGGUUAAAAAAUUUGUACCAAGAUCUAAAAAUUUCAAAAGGUACAUUUCAUUAUUUGUGUUGUGAUGUCGAAAAAGAACAAGACAUACUUUACGCUUUUACGUAUGUCAAUGAAAAAUUUGGCGGCGUUGACGUUUUAGUGAACAAUGCCGGAAUAAUUAGAGAAAGCACAUUCCAAAACGUAAAAACAGAAGAUUUACGUGCUGUUUUGAACGUUAAUGUUCUUGCACCUGCAAUAUUUAUCAGAGAAUCACUUAAAUCAAUGCGUCAGCGUAAAAAUGAAGCGCACAUUAUUAACAUUAAUAGUAUGCUUGGUAUCAAUGCAGCGACGACAAUACCAAUAAAUAUUUAUCCAGCAUCGAAAUUUGCACUACGUGGUAUGACUGAUACACUAAAAAAUGAACUCGAAUUUCAUAAAGAUAAUAUACGAGUCACGGGAAUCCAUCCGGGAUUGGUAAAUACGGAAAUAUUUGGUGAUUCCGUACUAUUUAAUAAACUAAAAAUUAAAUUGCCAGUAGUAGAACCCAAAGAUAUCGUUGAUUGCGUUAUAUUCGCACUUUCAGCGCCGCCUAAUGUACAAUUGCAUGAAAUAACCGUCACCGGAGUACCCAAGAAGUAAUUCCGGUGUAACCGAGCUUAGAGACUAGGAAGACAUGGGCAAGAUGGACCAAUUGUUCGUUGACUUUACCUGUCAUUUCUGAAUUAUUAAUGAUAUAUACAAAAAAAGUGUAUUGAGUAGUUUUGCCUUGGGGAAAAACAAUGCAAAGGUAAUAAUGUGUGGUGUAUGGUUUUAAAAAAAUAAAAAAAAACAAGUUUAUAAUGUUUUUAUCAAAUAUUAUUUAUCUAUCUAUUAGCUUACUAAAGUAUCUACAAUAAAUUACUACAAUAAUUUGAAAAUAAUCAGUCCUCGACUACAGUAAGUAAGAGUAUUAAUACUGAGUAUGACUUUUUGAUAGCCUGAAAAAGAAAAGUAGUUUUUUUUUUUUUUUUAAGGAGCAAAUAAAUAUAAAAGAUUUUCUACCCGGAUCAAAAAAAUAACUUGAUUUCGACUUUUCCGACUUAUUUGACUUGCUUUCCCGUGUAAAAAAAAUUUUCGUUCAUAAUAAAUUUAGAUCUGAAUUUCAUGACGAAACUCAGAUCGUGACACAAAUAUGACUUUCAUCAUGAAUUUACUCCAAAUUUCGUCUAGUAAGUCAGUAUCAAUUAUAAAAUUAAUUUAAUAUGUCUUUGAAUUAGACUUUGGAUGACUUCAAUAGAAACUUGCCUGAGUUUUUACUGAAUUAAUCUUUUUGUCAAAUUUAUCAAUUCGGAAAUUACCAAUAAACUUUUUCUAUCAAGUACUUGAUUUACGUAAAUUCCCUACUUAAAAAAUCCGAUAGAUUCUCAUAGAUGUAUGUAUAAGACCCUAUGCUUAACUAUACACGGGAAAAAAUGCUGGAGUAGAAUUUACCACACCAAACUAGUAAAAAUUUUACUACACUUUGUGGUCGCCGCAAUGACAACUGUAGUAACAUAAGCCACAGUGUGCGUGAUAUUUUACUACUAUAGGAGUUCUGUUUACUACUGUAAUGUGGUAAAACUUUGUAGUUUCCACAACUACUUAAUGUAGUAUAAAAUACUUAUUUUGUGGUUUUGGGAACCACACAAUUUUAUAUGAAUUGGUAUCUGUUACUAUUUUUGGAGUAUACAAUACCAGAUUACUUGUACAAUCUACUCCAAUAUGUGGUAAAAUGAUUGAAAGAAGAAAAUAACAGCGCCACCUAUAACUUUUUUACUCCAUUCUGUGGGUAUUCUCAACUUGUGUCAUUGUAUUUAUUAUUAUAAAUAAUAUUAUAAAACAUUAUAAAUAAUAAUAUAUAUAAUUAAAAAUAUUU